GGCAUGCUGAGAACAGACUUACACAAGGUCUAGAAAGUAAUGUGGAACAUUGUCCUAUUUUGCUGAUAACUGAAUAAUUUCAGAUCAAAAUCAUAAUGAAGCAGAUAAUUCAUACUGUGGCAUUAUGGGGGAAAAUGGCACCUGCUCACAGUAUUACAACCCUGAUGAUAACAGAUGAUCAAAAAACUAUUGUGACUGGCAGUUUGGAGGGACAGAUUUGUCUUUGGCAUCUGUCAAUUGAUAUGAAGGUUUCAUCUAAGGCAAUGCUGUUUGGCCACACUGCCUCCAUAACUUGUCUGGCGAAGGCAAGAGAUUUUGAAAAGCAGCCAUAUGUAGUUAGUUCAUCAGAAAAUGGAGAGAUGUGUGUUUGGAAUGUCAUCAAUGGCCACUGCAUUGAGAAUGUAAAGCUUCCAUACACUCACACAGCAAUUUAUUUUUACCAUUGCUCAUUCCGGAUGACAGGAGAAGGAUGGCUUCUCUGCUGUGGACAUUAUCCAGAUGUACUCAUCAUUGAUGCAAAGACCUUGCAAGUUCUUCAUUCCUUCAGUUCCCAGUCUUCCGAUUGGAUUAGUUGUAUGUGUAUUGUUCGUUCUACAAGGAUUCAAGAAGAUUCAUUGGUUGCAGUGUCUUUUGCUGGUGACCUGAAAGUGUGGAAUAUAUCAUCAUCAAUCAAUAGUAUACAGGAAAAACAAAAUAUUUAUGAAGCUGAAUCAAAACCUUUGGACUCUACACAAUGCCGUGCUGUACGCUUCUGCACAUACACUGAACGACUUCUGUUGGUGAUCUGCUCCAACUCUUGGAAGGUCUAUGACUAUUGUGAUUUUUCCAUGCUCUGCUCUGACAAUUGCAAGAAAGGCCAGUACUUUGCUGGGGGAGAGUUCCUAGCAGCUAACAGACUUAUUAUUUGGACAGAAGAUGGACACAGCUAUAUCUACCAGCUGCUUAACAGUGGCCUACCCAAGAGUAUAUACCCAAAUGAGGGAGGAUUAGUGAAAGAAACAAUUACUCCUCACUUACUCUGCUCUACAAAUGGAGAAGAAAAGGGUUAUUCAUAUGCAAUGGGCUUUAUGAACCAGAGGAAGGAACCAUUCUUUAAGGUACUAUACUCCGGGGAUGAGUCAGGAAGAAUCCAUUUAUGGCACAUUCCAGAUGUCCUUGUAUUACAGUUUGAUGGUCCACCAUUGGAGCUUCAGAUAGAGACAACCAUAACCCUUCAAGAGAUUUUUGAUAGCCAUAAAUCUAUGGCAGAAGGAAUCAUAGAUCACCUUUGUACCCCCCAAGAAGGGAGGAUGCAUACAACAGUCACUUCAUCUGUAUAUAUUCAUAACCUUGAUAAACUAGUGUGCGGUUGUGAAGAUGGAAACAUUGUUAUUACCCUAGCUCUACAUGCAGCUAGAGCAAGACUUCUUGAAGAUCAUCCAUUACUGAAAGGUACACUUCCACAUAAGAUAUUUAAAGGCCACAGCUGCAGUGUUACAAGUUUACUUUACCCACAUGGGAGGUCAGAGAAGUUUGAUCCAAGUUGGCUAAUUUCUGGAGAUAAGAAUUCAACAGUAAUCUGGAGAGAUAUUUUUACAGGGGAAAUAUUCCACAAGUUUACACUACAGGCUGGUUCAGUUCUUAAACUACUUGUCCCCCCUGAUCAUUACAAAGUAAAAUUGUUCCAGAGUAUCUAUUGCCUAUGCAGUGAUAAUUCAGUUGCCCUUUUGAACUUGCAAGAGCGCAUUUGUUUAUUUCACGGCAGAAAACAUCUCUUUCCAGUGAAGACUAUGAAAUGGCACCCCAUUGAAGAUGUUUUAAUUGUUGGAUGUGAAGAUGGUUCUGUAUACGUCUGGGAUAUUGAUACUGGUACUUUGGAGCGCCACGAGACAGGGGAAAUGGCAAAGGCCAUUCUAAAAUCUUGUGAAGAUUUCAAUUUUGUGAUGAUAGACACUGUAGCUCUAGCUUCUCAAGAGACAUCAAGAAAUAAAAGAGUCACUCCCAAGACAUCCAACUCUUAUAAACUUGGCCACCUGCCACAUAAUCUGAUGCUGCACUCUGAGAAGACAUCCCACAAACCUGCAGAUUCCAAAAAUGGCCAAAGCCCAUUUACAGUUUUACCCAUAAGAACUAAAUAUAACAUCAGCUUACACUUGCUUUUAUUCGAUCUGGAAAAAGUUUUUGAACUUUUACAGUCUUCCCAAGAAAGCAGACUAAAGUCAGCAAAAUCCUUCCACAGUUAUGAUGCAUUGAAAGUGUCUAAAGGCUCUUCAGAAAAAAGACCAUUAACACUUAAAAGAAAUAGGACUGCUGGAUCUUUAUCACAAAUGGAUGGGCAAGUUUCUGAAACUAAUGCCAAAGAAAAUACUAUUCGUCCUUUAGAAGAGAGUGUCAGUAUCAAGAGGAAUAAGAAAUUUAAAAGCACCAAAAAAGACAAGACUAAGCCAUCUGGAAAAGUUGAUGUAAAUAUGGUUAUGGAUGCAGCUAAGCUCCUUAUUUCAUGUCUGUUACCCUGGGGGCUAGAUAAAGAACUGGACAACUUUUGCAUUAGACACUUAGAUAUUCUGAAACUUCAUGGCUCAGUUAGUUUUGGAACUAUAUCAGAUGAAGAUCAUGUGUCUUUAAUGUUACCAGGAUGGAAUGAAACCAACAAAAAUAAGGUUGAAAAUCUUUCUCAUAAUUUGUUUUCACAAAAAGUAGUAGAGCUGUCUACUAAAUAUGCUUUUGCUACAGAAAAACAUAAAGCAAGUCAUGGAAAACAAGAAAACAAUAGUCUAAGCACAUUAGGUCUUGAUACUCUCUUACAGUUUCUAAAGAAGAUAUUUCUGGUCAAUAAAACAUUAAAAAUGGACACGGAUUCAAAAUUUGCCACCCGACCUAGAAGUCAAGAAAAGAUGGAAUCUGUUCGCUCCAAAUGGAAAAAUUCUGAAAAUGUCAGCUCAUCAGUUCCGGCAUUUCCAGUUGAGCUUCUGCAAGACAGAAAUGGACAGAGUUUUCCAGAUGCAGAAAAUAUAUCCCUAAUUAAGAUUGUUUCUUCUUGGAGAGAUCAGUCUGUACAGGUUACAGAGGCAAUGCAAGCAGUUUUAUUAGCCGAAGUUAAGAAACAAAUGCAGUCUUUGCAAGAAACACUCAUUUUCAUGCAGUCACCUGCCACAAUGGAGGUUGAAAAGACUACCAUACUUUCUAAAAUGGAUCUCUCAGAUGUUAUAGAAUUGCAGCCUAUUAAAUCUAAUCCUCUACAAACAACUCCAGAGAGUUUAGAAAAAAAUGAGGUUGGAUCCAAAACAGUGAACUUCCAAGAACCAGAGGGCACAAAUGACAAAUGUGGAAUGGAGGAUUCAGAAAGUCCAGAUGAUCUGAAACAAAAUCCAUGGAUGUCCAAAGUAUGUUAUUGCAAAGUAUGCUAAGGAGUGAUGUGUAUUUGUCUUUUAACAUGAAUUACUAUUUUACUAUUGCUUCAGACAGUAAAAUAACAAAAAUGCUCUAGUUUGUAUUAAGCUUUCUUUCAUUAUAUAUAAAAUAUUCAUCACACGUGUGUAUAUCAUGAAUGUAAAAUUUGUUGUAAAUUGAUAUGUAAUUUUGUGACAUUUACAAUAGUUUUCAAUAAUGUCUAUAGUAACUGUGAAUAGCUGAAAUAGUAACAUUUCCAUUUUGGAAAAAAAAAAUGUUUUUAUAAUGUAAGAAUCAUCCUGCUACUUUGGUUAUUUUGUGUUUUCCCCCCCAAAAUUAUAUCUACAAAAUACUGGAGCUACAUAUCUCCAAAAUUAGAUUGCUCCCAUUAUUAAAGAAAAUAUUUGUACAUCAUUUGGUCUAAUUGCCAAAAAUGCCAGUGCAAAGAACAGUGUUAAAAUGAAGAAAACAGAAGGUCAAGACAGAUUUUUCUUUUCUGUUUUUUUUUCUCUCAUUUAACCAUCCUCCUCCUAACAUACUUCUAACAUAACAUGGAAUUAAGAAGGCAUUUUUAUUGUUAUUAUUAUUAUCAGGUAUUUGUAGAGUGCCAACAGAUUCCACAGCGCUAUAAUCAUAGGUGGUAUACAUUAUAACAUUUACAGGAAUCAGAUGAGUAGAGGGCUCUGCCUAGAGUUGCACUGUUGUAGUCGGCAAUUAUGAAGGCGAUCUACAAACAGCUGGUCUCAUAGGCUUACAUUCUAAGGGGUUCAAGGGGAAAGCAAUGGAGUUAGGAAAGGUUAGUGUCGGUUGAAUACAUCCCUGAAUAGUAGUAUUUAGGGAGCGCUUGAAGCUGUUAAAACUAGGGAAGAGUCUUGUGGAGCGAGGCAGGGAGUUCCACAAGAUGGGAGCCAGUCUGGAGAAGUCCUGUAAAUGGGAAUGUGAGGAAGUAACAAGAGAGGAGGAGAGUAGGAGAUCAUAAGCAGAGGGAAGGGGACUGGAGGGAGAGUAUCUGGAGUCAAGGUCUUAAAUGUAGGGGGUAGCAGUGCAGUUGAGGGCUUUGUAUGUCAGAGUGAGGAUUUUGUGUUUAAUCCUGGAGGCAAGAGGAAGCCAGUGAAGGGAUUGGCAGAGAGGUGCAGCAGAUGAAGAGCGACGUGUAAGGAAGAUUUGCCUGGCAGAGUCAUUCAUUAUGGAUUGUAAAGGAGCUAGGCAGCAGCUAGGUAGACCAGACAGGACGGAGUUGCAAUAGUCGAGGCGGGAAAGGAUGAGAGAGUGGAUUAAAAUCUUAGUUGUGUCUUGUGUAAGGAAAUGUCUAAUUUUAGAGAUGUUUUUAAGGUAGAAGCGGCAGGCUUUAGCCAAGGACUGAAUGUGAGGAGUGAAAGAAAGGUCUGAGUCAAGUGUGACCCCAAGACAUCAGGCAUGCGGGUUAGGGGUAAUGAUGGAAUUAUCAACAGUUAUAGAAAAUUGGGGGGUGGAGAUUUUGGAAGAAGGGGGGAAAAUAAGGAGCUCAGUUUUGGAGAGAUUUAGCUUAAGGUAGUGAAAAGACAUCCAAGAUGAGAUAUGAGAAAUACAGUUAGUGACACGGGUUAGAGAGGUAGAUUUGGGUAUCAUUGGCAUACAAAUAAUAUUGAAACCCGUGGGACGUUAUUAAGGAACCUAAUGAUGACGUGUAGAUUGAAAAAGAAGGGGACCGAGGACAGAGUCUUGAGGUACCCCAACAGAAAGUGGUAACGAAGCAGAGGAUGCUCCAGAGAAGGCUACACUAUAGGUACGGUUAGAUAGAUAGGAUGUGAACCACGAGAGAGCUGUGUCACAGAUGCUGAAGGAUUGGAGGGUUUGGAGCAAAAGAGGGUGGUUGACAGUGUCAAAGGCUGCAGACAAAUCAAGGAGGAUAAGCAGAGAGAAGUGGCCUUUGGAUUUUGCUGUAAGUAGGUCAUUGGUAACCUUGACAAUUGCUGUCUCUGUGGAGUGAUGGGGACAGAAUCCAGAUUGCAGUGGGUCAAGAAGAGAGUUUAGUGCAAGGAAUUGGGAUAGACGUGCAUAUACUAGCUUUCCAAGGAGCUUUGAGGCAAGAGGGAGUAGGGAAAUAGGGCGGUAGUUGGAUGGGGAGGUUGGAUUGAGGGAAGGUUUUUUGAGGAUAGGUGUGAUCAGUGCAUGUUUUAGAGAUGAGGGAAAUAUACCAGUGCUGAGGGAGAGGUUGAAAAUGUGUGUGAGUAUAGGGGUAAGGGUAGAAGAGAGGGAGGGGAGUAGCUGUGAGGGGAUGGGGUCGAGGGGACAGGUAGUGAGGUGGGAGGACAGUAUAAGGGCAGAAACUUCUUCCUCAGUAACAGGGGCAAAAGAGCUAAAUUGAUGGCUAUUUGGGUUUUGGAUGGCUGUGUGCUUUUCAGGGGGUGGGGGAUUGGUAGUAUGUUGAGAGCCCAUUUAAUUUCUGAUGGAGUCAAUUUUGUUAUUGAAGUGGUUGGCAAAACCUUGAGCUGAGAGAGAAGUUGUAUUAGGAGGUGGGGGUGGGCUGAGAAGAGUAUUGGACAUGGAAAACAGACGUUUUGGGUUAGAGGAAAGAGUAGAGAUGAGAUUAGAGAAGUAUAAAGAUUAAGGGCAGAAUAGUAGGAGUUCAAGAUGAACUUGUAGUGAAGAAAGUCAGCUGAACCCUGAGAUUGUUAUGUAAUUACAGUCACAUGUUUAAUCAACUUAUCUCAGGCAAGUUGGCUGAUUAUCCUUUUAUAUAUAAAAAUUAAUGAUAAUCAGAAUGAACAUGUUGCUUUUAAUUUAUUUAUAUUUCAUAUUUAAGAAAUGUAAUAAGGAAAGGACAGAUAUUCAUUAAAAAAAAUGUUGUUUUUUUUAAUCAACAUAAUGAUUUCUUGAAGGAAGAUCUCUAUUGAAUGUCCCAACAUAUAUUUAAUAAAGUUUAGUUAGAUUAUUUUUUUUUACUUUAUGUUUUAUGUUAACCUAGAAACCCAUAAAAUCCAGACUUUGAUGUGCCUUUCCUCCAAUGAUUUGAACAUUAUUAUUUAGGCUUUAUUAAGGUACAGUUUAGGUUAGUUAAUACAGGUCACAAGUUCCUAUCUAUAUAUAUAAAAGCAUUGCUAUAUUAUUAUUAUUUGUUUUAAACGGUAAAACAAUUUUUCUCUAUUCUACUUUUUACUAGUUAAAACAAUAUUAAGUAAUUAAUUGUGCUGGGUUUUAAGCCAUGAUUUUUUUUAUUGAAAUGCAAUUUAUAUGGUUAUUCAAAAUAAAAAAAUACUAACUGGUGCACCAUUACACAUUUUAAAAUGUGUGCUAUGAAACUUUAAAGGGACAUGAAACCCACAUUUUUUCUUUAAUGAUUCAGAUAGAGAAUAUAAUUUUAAACAACUUUCUAAUUUACUUUUAUUCUCUUGUUAUAAUUUAUUGAAGGAGCAGCAAUGCACUAAUGGUUUCUAACUGGACACAUGUGUGAGCCAAUCACAAUCGACAUAUAUAUGUAGCCACCAAUCAACAGCUAGAAUCUAGGUUCUGUGCUGCUCCUGAGCUUGUCUAGAUAAACAUUUCAGCAAAGGAUAACAAGAGAAGGAAGCAAAUUAAAUAAUAGAAGUUAAAUGGAAAGUUGUUUAAAAUUGUAUUCUCUAUCUGAAUCAUGAAAGAAAAUUUUUGGGUUUCAUGUCCCUUUAAAGCUACACAUAUUUUUAUAAUUAUAUUUCUAUAUAAUGUCUAACAAGCGUUGUACUACCAGAACUUGUUA
Molecule: messenger RNA, 7084 nt
Organism: Bombina bombina (fire-bellied toad)
Lineage: Eukaryota; Metazoa; Chordata; Amphibia; Anura; Bombinatoridae
Gene: WDR72
Product: WD repeat domain 72
Exons: 20
Coding region: 96-3386 (1096 amino acids)
Biological process (GO): protein localization to plasma membrane
Cellular component (GO): cytoplasm
Molecular function (GO): protein binding
Source: RefSeq, a predicted model, not a curated record